Leptinotarsa decemlineata (Colorado potato beetle) is the source of this 867-nucleotide messenger RNA. Its product is annotated as Ferritin 3 heavy chain homologue. Gene Ontology annotation, biological process: iron ion transport; intracellular iron ion homeostasis. Gene Ontology annotation, cellular component: cytoplasm. The record is from RefSeq and is a predicted model, not a curated record. Gene Ontology annotation, molecular function: ferrous iron binding; ferric iron binding. NCBI's taxonomy places the organism in Eukaryota, Metazoa, Arthropoda, Insecta, Coleoptera, Chrysomelidae.
CCUAGUACACCGUGCUAAAAGUCGAUAUUUCGGACGGAUGCGCAAUUGCUAGUUACGCCGCCGUGAUGUUUUGAUACACAAUUUGCAUCACAUUGCAACCUGCAUUCGAAGUGCGUGAUUCAGUUGGGGUCAAUCAAUAAUAAACAAAGUCGACAUAGCAGAGGUGUUAGGACAGUUCUAUAACUGGAAUAGUCAAUUACAGGUUCGACUGAAGUGUAUCUGUUGUCAAUUCAUCAACGAAAAUCAAUUAAUCGACUAAGAUGACCUCCCAAGUGCGGCAGAAUUUUGAAAAAGAUUGCGAGAAUGCGAUUAACGAUCAAAUUAAUGUUGAGCUGAAUGCCAGCUAUGUCUACAUGGCCAUGGCAUACCACUUCUACAGAGACGACGUAGCUCUGAUGGGUUUCCACAAAUAUUUUAAAGAGGCAUCAGAAGAAGAAAGAGAGCAUGCUUACAAACUGAUGGAAUACUUGAACAAAAGAGGAGGACGUUUGAUUUUGAAAGACAUUAAGGCACCAGAAAAGCAAGAGUGGGAGUCAGCUCAAGCUGCCAUGAUUGAUGCUCUCAAAUUAGAGAAGGAAGUUAAUGAGCGUUUACUCACUUUACACAGCGUUGCCUCAGACCAUAAAGAUGCAAAUUUGUGUGACUUCCUCGAGACACACUACCUGCAGGAACAAGUCGAUGCAAUUAAGGAAAUUGGCGAUCAUAUUACAAAUCUGAAACGAGUGGGAGAGGGACUGGGUGUUUUCAUGUUUGAUCAAAAACUGCAUGAUUGAAAACUCAUAUGCCUAGAUUAAGAUAAGAAGCAAUUUAUUGUAUACUCAUAUAAAUUAUACACUGUAAUUUCAAAUAAAAAGUUCUAUAUAGUUA